Messenger RNA from Microthlaspi erraticum, 873 nucleotides. Lineage: Eukaryota; Viridiplantae; Streptophyta; Magnoliopsida; Brassicales; Brassicaceae. The record is from the annotation of a GenBank genome assembly.
AUGGUCAUGAGUUUCUUGGCAAUUGAAGCUGUGUUUCUUGCAGGAUAUGAUUCUGGGGAAAAGAGGCGUAUUCCUGCCUGGUGUGAUAGGAUUCUAUAUCGCGAUAGCAAGAAUCAUUCUGGAGCUGACUGCUGUUUGGAUUGUCCAGUGGUGUCUUCUGUAUCACAGUAUGAUGCGUGCAUGGAAGUGACAGACAGUGACCACAAGCCAGUUCGGUGUAUAUUUAACGUCAAGAUUGCUCGGAUCGAUGAAUCAGUCAGGAGACAAGAAUUCGGGAACAUCAUAAACACGAACAAGAAGAUCAGAGUCAUUCUCGGAGAGUUAAGCAAGGUUCCAGAAACAAUCGUCAGCACUAACAACAUCAUUCUUCAAAACCACGAUUCAACUAUUCUUCGUGUUACGAAUAAAAGCGAGAAGCACAUUGCUUUCUUCAGAAUAAUUUGUCAGGGCCAUUCUAACGUUGAGGAAGACGGUCAGGCUCGCGAUCACCGUGCAAGAGGCUCUUUCGGGUUUCCUCAGUGGCUCGAGGUAUCUCCAGGAACUGGGAUAAUCAAACCAAACCAAAUAGCGGAGGUUUCAGUGCACCUCGAAGACUUCCCAACAGUGGAAGAGUUUGUGGACGGUGUUGCGCAGAACUCGUGGUGCGAAGACACUAGAGACGAGGAAGUGAUAUUAGUCCUAGUCGUUCAUGGAAGGUUCUCUACGGAAACAAGAAACCAUAGAAUACGUGUUCGUCAUUGUCCUCGUGGUGGAUCCGCGAAGAAACAAGGCAAAGCCUCGGGGGAAAUCAACGCGCUUCAUCGCUCGGAUUGUCAACAGUUGAGCAAGACUCUUGAUGUCGUUGAACAGUUGAGGAACUUGCACAGUCCGUAG